GGUCUGGGAUAGGCCCAAUUUGGCAGCACAGCAGCUGCACCCUUGUCCCCUGUUUUACCUCGUUUGAGCCCUUCAUUUUUUAAUUUGCUGAGGAAUGUUGUCAUGGGAGUCUAGGACUUUGGUAUAAAGCUGUAAGAACCAAACCAACAUUGCACUCAACUCAACCCAUUACUUCAAUCAUUCUAAUUGUGCAACGCAUAUGGCUUCUUGCAAACAGCUUCUCUUCCUUUCCUACAUCCUCAUAAACCUUGUUGCUCUCACCAUUGCCCAGCCUGACUUCCUUUUCCACUUUUGCAUAAACAAUGGUAAUUACACUAGCAAUAGCACAUACCAGAGAAAUCUCAACACCCUCCUCUCCUCUCUCUCCUCCAACACCGACAAAUAUGGGUUCUACAGCUCCUCAGUCGGCCAAAACCCCGACAGAGCUAAUGCAAUUGUGCUCUGCAGAGGAGAUGUUGAGCUUCAAGCAUGUCGUAGUUGUAUCAAUGACUCUAUUACUAAGCUCACUCAGGUUUGUUCUAACUACAAGGUGGCAAUUGGUUGGUAUGACAAUUGUAUGCUACGAUACUCAAACGAGUCCAUAAAUGGUACUAGGACAGACAAUCCCAGUUUCUGGAUGUGGAACGCUGAUAACUCGACGAGCACAAGUCAAUACAAUCAGGCCCUGAGGGCCUUGUUGGAAAACCUUCGAAACCGAGCGGCGUCGUCUCGCGGUUUUCGCAAGUUCGAUGCUGGAAACACAACGGGUCCGGAUUUUCAAACUAUAUUUGGACUUGUGCAGUGCACACCUGAUUUGACUGAGCGGGAUUGCACUAAUUGCCUGCUUGGUGCGGCUGGAGAUAUUCCAAAAUGUUGUGAUGGGAAGAAAGGAGGGAGAGUUGUCAGACCAAGCUGUAAUUUACGGUAUGAGGCCUACAGUUUCUUUAAUACCAUUCCAGCUGAUGCACCACCACCAGGAGCACCACCACUCCCAGCCUCACCACCACCACCACCACCAACCUCAAUAGGAGCAGGAAAGAACAACAAUACAACUCUAACAAUCAUCAUUGUCGUUGUUUCAUCUGUUACUUCUAUGAUGAUAUUCAUGGUAUGCAUUUGCAUCUUUUUAAGAAAGAGGAAGCAAAGGAAGUCAAGGCAGAAAGUUGAAACUGUGGAAGAAAUUAGCAUUGUGGAAUCCUUACAAUACAACUUUGAUACCAUCAGCGUUGCAACAGAUAACUUCUCUGAUGCUAAUAAGCUUGGACAAGGUGGAUUUGGUGCUGUUUACAGGGGUAGGCUUCCAAAUGGACAAGAAAUAGCUGUGAAGAGACUCUCUAGGGAUUCUGGACAAGGAGAAUUAGAAUUUAAGAACGAGGUUAUGUUGGUGGCCAAGCUUCAACACAGGAAUUUGGUUAGGCUCUUGGGAUUUUGUUUGGAAGGAACUGAAAGGCUUCUCAUCUAUGAAUAUGUGACGAAUUCGAGCCUCGAUCAUUUCAUAUUUGAUGCCAUCAACCGUGCAUAUUUGGAUUGGGAUAGGCGUUACAAGAUCAUAGGUGGCAUUGCUCGAGGACUUCUUUAUCUUCAUGAAGAUUCACGACUUCGAAUUAUUCAUCGUGAUCUCAAAGCUAGCAAUGUUUUGUUAGAUGCGGAGAUGAAUCCAAAAAUUUCAGAUUUUGGCAUGGCGAGAUUGUUUGUACUUGAUGAAACUCAAGGAAAUACGAGCAGAAUAGUGGGAACCUACGGAUAUAUGGCUCCAGAGUAUGCAAUGCAUGGCCAAUUCUCAGUCAAGUCAGAUGUGUUUAGUUUUGGUGUCUUAAUUUUGGAAAUUGUGAGUGGUCAGAGGAAUAAUUGUUUUCGCAAUGGAGAGAAUGUAGAGGACCUUUUAUGUUUUGCUUGGAAAAGUUGGCAGAAAGGAAUAUCUUCAAAUAUAAUUGAUCCCACAUUAAGGGAUGGUUCGGGUUCGCUGCGAGAAAUGACAAGAUGCAUUCAUAUUGGGCUGCUCUGUGUACAGGAAAACGUGGCUGCAAGACCAACCAUGGCUACAGUUGUUCUCAUGCUUAAUAGCUUCUCUCUCACCCUUUCCCCACCUUCAGAACCAGCAUUUUUUGUGCGUAGUAGCAUCGGCCCAGAGUUACCAUUGCCCCAGGAGUAUAAUUCGUCAACAUCUGAGUCUAGUCAAUCAAAAAGAAAAUCUACCCAUGUAUCAAUCAAUGAAGCUUCAAUUACCGAGUUAUAUCCACGAUAGAUUUUGAGUAUGAAAUUGAAGUGAUGAACAUUUCUAUAUGAUUUUUUGUUUUUGGUUCUUUCUCUUUUGGAAAUCUUUUCCUUUCAUGGAAUAAUGUUUUAAGUUCAUGAUAUCACAUAUUUGUGUUUGAUUUGUUGAUGCUGCCACAAUCUCUGAUUUGGAGUUGAUUUGGGUUAUUAUUUUGGGUCUUCUACAAAUCUGUUUCGAAGACUUUUGUUCAUCUAUUUAGUGGGGUCUUCCUUUUAUUUAUUUGUGAUUAUUUAGAAUUCACCUAAGGGUGGUUUGUGAGACCAUGUGUGUCUCAUUUGUAAUCGUUUGGAAACUUUUUUGUUGAUAGUGGAAUCCGAUUUCGAUCCCGUAAACAUACCUCACAUUGAGGGAACCACGUAAAAA
Camellia sinensis is the source of this 2617-nucleotide messenger RNA. NCBI's taxonomy places the organism in Eukaryota, Viridiplantae, Streptophyta, Magnoliopsida, Ericales, Theaceae. The record is from RefSeq and is a predicted model, not a curated record.